Molecule: messenger RNA, 2461 nt
Organism: Aphidius gifuensis
Lineage: Eukaryota; Metazoa; Arthropoda; Insecta; Hymenoptera; Braconidae
Gene: betaggt-I
Product: geranylgeranyl transferase type-1 subunit beta
Exons: 8
Coding region: 276-1310 (344 amino acids)
Biological process (GO): protein geranylgeranylation
Cellular component (GO): CAAX-protein geranylgeranyltransferase complex
Molecular function (GO): CAAX-protein geranylgeranyltransferase activity
Source: RefSeq, a predicted model, not a curated record
GCUGUUGAUACUUGGUGUCAGUAAAUAAUUACUCACGUCAUCAACCGGUUCAAUUAAUAAUCUCAAUUGUAACUAUUAAUAUAAAUUUUUUAGUGCUGCUUUAAUUAAAAGCUUAUAUUGUUUAUCAUGAAAAUAAUUGUCAAGAUAUUCAUCAACUGACAUUUGUCUAAUUUGUAAAUAAAUAAACAAACAACAAAAUUGUGUGCUUGACACAUUAAAAAAUAAAAUUAUAGAUAUUAAUUAAUAAUUUAAAAUUGACCUUAAUUUGUGAAAAGAUGGAUUAUACAGGAAGAAUUCCAGCACAAUUAGAAAAAUCAAGACAUGCAAAAUAUUUUAAAAGAAUACUUCAUGUUAUGCCAAGUCAAAUGGCACCAUAUGAUUCAAACAGAAUGAUGUUCGCAUAUUUUGCAAUAUCUGGUUUAGAUAUGUUAAAUUCAUUAGAUAUGAUUGAUGAUAAUGAUAGAUUAGCAGCAAUUGAAUGGAUAUACAGAUUACAAAUUAAAAAUGCUGGUAUAAGAUCUGGUUUUAUGGCAUCAACAAUGCUACCAGAUAAUACACCAGAUUAUCAAUGUGGUUAUUUACCAAUGGCAUAUACUGGAUUAGCAACAUUACUUGUUCUUGGUGAUGAUUUAUCAAGAGUUGAUAAAAAAUCAUUACUUGAAGGUAUCAAAGCAUGUCAAAGUGAUGAUGGUUGUUUUAUUGCAAUGAUAACUGGUAGUGAAAGUGAUAUGAGAUUUAUUUAUUGUGCUUGUUGUGUAUCAUCAAUGCUAGAUGAUUGGUCUGGUAUUGAUAAAGUUAAAGCUGUUGAUUAUAUAAUUAAAAGCAUUUCAUAUGAUGGAGCAAUGGGACAAGGUCCAGGACUUGAAUCACAUGGUGGAUCAACAUUUUGUGCUGUUGCAAGUUUAUACCUGAUGAAUGAAUUGGACAAUGCAUUGAGUAAUGAUCAACUGGAUAAAUUAAAACGUUGGUGUUUAAUGAGACAAAGUGAUGGAUUUCAAGGUAGACCUGGUAAACCAUCUGAUACAUGUUAUAGUUUUUGGAUUGGUGCAACUCUUAAUAUACUUGGUGUUGCUAAUUUAACUGAUCCAAAUGAAAAUCGUGAAUUUGUAUUGAGCACACAAGAUUCAAGAAUUGGUGGUUUUGCUAAAUUUUAUGACACCUGUUCAGAUCCACUGCACACUUAUCUUGGUCUUUGUGGAUUGAGCCUUCUUGGUGAACCUGGUUUGCAAUCAAUGAAUGCUGCACUUAAUAUUUCAGAUCGUGCUUAUAAUCAUUUAAAAGAAAUUCAUAAAAAAUGGAAACUUGAGUGACAAAAUAAUUAUUAAUACAGUAUUUAAUUAAGCUCACUUGUUCAUAUCAAACGCACACUUAAUUUACAAAUUUUAAAAAUAGUUAAAAAUCAUUAAAUAAUUAACAAUGAGCAGAAAUAAAUUCAUGUCAAUUAGACUAGAAUAUUAUACUGCCAAUAAAUGCCUUGAAAUAUUUUAAAUCAUUAUUUUUAUUUAUUCAAAAUAAAAAGCCACAAAAGUUGAUAGUAAAAACAACAGCACAAUAAAUAUUAUUACUGCUUUUAAAAUGUUAAUUGAUAUAUAAAAAAAAAAAAAAUUCCAACUGUUAAAAAUAUAAAUAAAUAAACAACAAUUGCUUUGAGUAAAAAAAAAAAAAAAACAGGUUUAUUUAUAUUUUUUGUUAAAAAUUAAUAAUUUAAAAAUUAUUUAUUUUGUGAGGUGUAUUUGUCUCUCCCCACUCUGGUGUUCAAAGUAAUCCAUGGCAACGGGUGCGCGGGGUUGGCCAAGUUGGUGACAUGACGAUGAGAGUACAACACAACUAUAAAAAUACUUUUAAUAUCUAUCAGACGUCGUAUGACCGCUCCCGAAGUAACAACGUAUAUUUUUAAUUUCGAAAAAAAAUAUUUUGAAAAUAUAAACAGUGUCUGUGUGGAUUAACUCAUCGAAAUAGUGGCUAAAUUGUUUAUUAAUAAUUUAGAUAAUUAUUAAAUUUAUAAUUAUCAAAUCUUCAUUUAAAUGUGCACAAGUUUUUGGAAAAAAAAAUUGUUUAUUUAUAAUAAUUAAACUAGAAAAAACACAUCUACUUUCACUGUGCCAGUAGAGUCAUACUUGACUCACAUCAUUUAUCGAGGUGGCGUGGGGUAGUGCUGUGAUGGAGUUGCAAAGUUGGGUGCUUUAUCAUUUGGUUGCUGCAACUGACUGCAAUCAAACUUUAUGUUGUUGAUAAUAUUGCACGACUUUUUAUUUUAAAAAAAUUCGUUUGCACGCUAAGUAUUUAAGUACCUGGAAACCUCAAUUACAAAACAACAAAAAAAAAAAAAAAAGUCUUAUUUGAAUUUUAAUUUAAUCACAAUAAUCAAGUGAUUUAACUUAAAUUUUCACAUCAAUUUUUAAUUUAUUUAAAAACCAAUAAAGUUGGAUGUCCAGUUGAUGUUUUAAAUAAAAAAAAAAAA